GCCGCCGCCGGCCCUCCGCCCGCUCCGCCGCCCGCCGCCGCCGGGACCCGCAGCCAUGGCCGACAUCAAGACCGGCGUCUUCGCCAAGAACGUGCAGAAGCGACUCAACCGCGCGCAGGAAAAGGUCCUUCAGAAGCUUGGCAAAGCUGAUGAGACGAAAGACGAACAGUUUGAAGAAUAUGUCCAGAACUUCAAACGGCAAGAGGCAGAGGGUACCAGGCUUCAGCGUGAACUCCGGGGAUAUUUAGCAGCUAUCAAAGGUAUGCAAGAAGCCUCAAUGAAGCUCACCGAGUCGCUGCAUGAAGUCUAUGAGCCUGAUUGGUAUGGGCGGGAAGAUGUGAAGAUGGUUGGCGAGAAAUGUGAUGUUCUAUGGGAAGACUUCCAUCAAAAACUAGUGGAUGGGUCCUUGCUGACACUGGAUACCUAUCUGGGCCAGUUUCCCGACAUAAAGAAUCGCAUUGCAAAACGCAGCCGGAAGCUGGUGGACUAUGAUAGUGCUCGCCACCACCUGGAAGCUCUACAGAGCUCCAAGAGGAAGGAUGAAAGUCGAAUCUCUAAGGCAGAAGAGGAAUUUCAGAAAGCACAGAAAGUGUUUGAAGAGUUUAACGUUGACUUACAAGAAGAGUUACCGUCGUUAUGGUCAAGACGGGUUGGGUUUUACGUCAACACUUUCAAAAAUGUUUCCAGCCUUGAAGCCAAGUUUCAUAAGGAAAUUGCCGUGCUUUGCCACAAAUUGUAUGAAGUGAUGACGAAGCUGGGUGACCAGCAUGCUGACAAGGCCUUCACCAUUCAAGGAGCUCCCAGUGAUUCUGGUCCUCUCCGCAUCGCAAAGACACCGUCACCGCCGGAGGAGCCUUCACCCAUCCCGAGCCCGACAGCCAGUCCCAAUCACACGCUGGCACCUGCAUCUCCUGCACCAGCAAGGCCUCGGUCACCUUCACAGACAAGGAAAGGGCCUCCCGUCCCACCUCUGCCUAAAGUCACCCCAACAAAGGAACUUCAGCAGGAGAACAUCAUCAGUUUCUUUGAGGACAAUUUUGUUCCGGAAAUCAGCGUGACGACACCUUCGCAGAAUGAAGUCCCUGAGGUAAAGAAAGAGGAGACAUUGUUGGAUCUGGACUUUGACCCUUUCAAACCUGAGGUGGCACCUGUAGGUUCUGUUGGAGUGACCCACUCACCCAUGUCGCAGACAUUGCCCUGGGACCUAUGGACGACAAGCACUGAUUUGGUACAACCGGCUUCUGGUGGUACAUUUAAUGGAUUCACCCAGCCCCAGGACACUUCAUUAUUUACAAUGCAGACAGACCAGAGCAUGAUCUGUAACUUGGCUGAAUCUGAGCAGGCUCCGCCCACAGAGCCGAAAGCAGAGGAGCCCCCUGUCGCUGCUGCACCUGCUGUUGGGCUGGACUCUGGACUGGACACCCAGGCUGAGGAGCCAGUGGAGGGGGCAGUGGUUAUACCUGGAAUGGAUGCCGACGUGACUGUUGGAACCUCCAUGUUAGCAGCCGAGGAGGCCCUGGUGGAGGAAGCAGAGGUGGAGAAAGCAGUUCUUCCUCCUGGUGAAGGAGCAGGUGUAGAGGAGGCCAGGCCUGACACUGAAGCCACACAGGCCGUAGAUGGUGACAGAUCUCAACUGGAAGAAGCAGAGGCAGUAGCCCCUCCGGAGAAGGUCAUCCCUUCGGUCGUCAUAGAGCCCGCCUCCAACAAUGAAGGGGAGGGAGACCACGAAGCACCUGCAGGUGCAGAGUCCAUGGAGACCCCCGCUGCCGCCGCUACUCCCAGCCCCACCAGUGAGCUACCGGAGCUGGCCCCAGAGCCCAAGGCGGGGGAGGACUCCCAGCCGCUGCCCUCUGCUCUGGCUGCGAGUGAGGAGUCUCUGGAAGUGCCUCCCGGCUUCCUCUACAAGGUGGAAACACUGCACGAUUUCGAGGCAGCAAAUUCUGAUGAACUGACCCUACAAAGGGGUGAUGUGGUGUUGGUGGUCCCCUCAGAUUCAGAAGCUGACCAGGAUGCGGGCUGGCUGGUAGGAGUGAAGGAAUCAGACUGGCUUCAGUACAGAGACCUUGCCACCUACAAAGGCCUCUUUCCAGAGAACUUCACCCGACGCCUGGAUUAGGGCCAAAAACAUAUUGUAGAAGGAGCCUGGUUAUUGGGUGUUUAAUCCUUCCUGAAAACCUGAAGAGUUCACUUUUGCUAUUACACUUUUAAUGAUUUACAGGCUGGUGCCAGACAAAGCUUGGAAAGAUAGAUCAAUGGUGCAUGUGUGCAAAAAAAAAAAAAAAAAAAAAAGAGAGAGAGAGAGAGAGAGAGAGAGAAGAAAAAGUAAAUUACAGAAAACUCACUGGUUCCCACGUUAUCUGUAACUGGUUUAUUUGUGCUUUGUCCAAGCUGUGGAGACUCUUGUACUUGAUCCCCUCCCACCAGUUCUAAAGUAGCUUUCUCCAGACCAGAACCUUAAUUUCUCUGCCCCGAUUGUAUGGUCCUGAGUGGCUGCCCUGCGGAAGACGUGAUGAAUUAUCCUGUAGUACGAGAUUAUCUGCUGCCCCUGCACAGGUGUGAGCACGUGCGCUCUCCCUCUUUCCAGUUUACUGUGUUGACUAAACUGCUGCACACGUUUUCAGUGUUCUUUUCCAACACCUCUCUCUAUGUAUAUGGACACCCAGUGACACAUGCUCGUUCCCAUUGCUCCCGGAUCUAUGUGUAUGCACAGUGCUACAUAUGCAUAGCAGCUUCCUCUCGUCCCAUUGUAGCUCUUUGCCUCUGGAGUGUCAUUGAUACAUGCAUCGCUCUUGCUCUGUCUGGCAUUACAGUUCCAGUUUUGCCUCCGGGCAAAACCAGCCAUCCCAUUGCCAAAACAGUUGACAGUAUCUGUGUUUUGUAAAGUGCAUUUUUCAGGAUGCAAUGACCAAUAGCAUGUCAGGGCUGCUGUCCCUUUGGCAAAAGCAGAGCCUCGCUGUGUAGGUCCAGCUGCUGUGGCUGGAGGUAAGCUAGGUGGGAUGAGCAGCUAUGUAGUGUUAACAAACUUCUGCCUUUCUACGAUUGGCUGGUUCAUGGGGCGUAAAAAAAUCCACCCCCAGAGAACACUAUUUAAAAAAAAAAAAAAAGCUCCUAUUUCCAACUCUUUAUAUUUAUGCAACUCAUCUUCACAGAUUGUCCUAAAAUAAGAUAGGUGAUGUAUGCUGUAUCCACAAAUCAUCUGUAACAGUUAUGUUUUCAGUGCUGUGUCAUUCCAAAUAAACCUUUGGUAA
This is a messenger RNA of Nyctereutes procyonoides (raccoon dog), 3248 nucleotides long. It is a transcript of the gene AMPH, whose product is annotated as amphiphysin. NCBI's taxonomy places the organism in Eukaryota, Metazoa, Chordata, Mammalia, Carnivora, Canidae. Bases 56 to 2116 code for a protein of 686 amino acids. The record is from RefSeq and is a predicted model, not a curated record. The transcript is spliced from 21 exons. Gene Ontology annotation, biological process: synaptic vesicle endocytosis. Gene Ontology annotation, cellular component: synaptic vesicle; cytoplasm; plasma membrane. Gene Ontology annotation, molecular function: phospholipid binding; protein binding.